AUGAGCGGAGCAGAAGACAUAGUUGAUGUUUAUUAAAAAAAGCCCAAAUAGACAGACUCUAAAGGAAAUAAAGGAUAAAGAAAGCUUUAAAAUUAAAACAAAAAUAAUGAUUCUAACAUGAACAAGAAAGACUAAUUAGAAAAGCAAGAAAUAAUCUAAAAGUUUUAUCAAAAUGGAAAUGAAUAAGACUCUCCUAGUAAAUGCGAAGUGUAAAAUGUAGAAGAAUAAAAAUUAGACUUUGAGCUCAAAAUUCCGUAAAUUUAAUAAAUUUUCGGUGAGUAAUUCACUAAGAAACAAAUCAAAAAUGCCCUUCGCGAUCAUAACAUGAAUUUAGAUUAAACUAUUGAUAGUUUAUUAAGUAAAAACUCUAACUAAAAUAGCCAAAAAAGUUAGUCAAAUGAUAACAGUGGAAAAAAAUUAGCAUCUAAAAACAACCUUAGCUCAGAUGGAUAAUUAAAUUUGUACUAGACAGAUUCGGAAGAUAAAAGUUUGAAAUUAAGUUAAAAUUCUAGCGACAAAGAUUCAGCUUAUAAAAUUUAGCAAAAUUAAUAAAAAAUUAAUGAAGUUAAGGAUCUAUUUCAAAAUUUAAACGAUGAAUUAGUACAAGAGGCAUUGGAAAUGCAUAACGGAGAUGUGCCACAAACUAUAGAUUACCUACUGGAUGAAGAUAACCGCAAGUCUUUAGAGCUCUGUAUUUAAGACCAUAAGCAGAACAUCGGUGCUGUUGGCGACCAGUUAGAAUAAAUCAUUUGUGAUAUUGUUGAUGAAGAGUAGGAAGAUGAGUUUGAUUUAAUGAUGGAAAUUUAAAACAAGGAAAAUGAUAUAGAUGACUUGAAUAUAGAAGAGGAUUUGUAUAUUUCAAAUAUCAAAAAAAGCAUGAGUAAGGAAGAGCAACAAGAUCCUUAAAUUCAAAAAAUCUUGAAAGAGAGUUUAUUUUAUGCAAAAUAAUACGAAAUUCUUAGUAAAUUCAACAGUAACUAAAACUCAAGCUCGUCCCACUAGAAGAAAUAAAGAGAUACUUAAAUUGAAUUAAAGAAGAAUAGAUCUCAAAAUUAUAAAUUAGAUCUAGAAUACUUUAAAGAAUAAUAUAUCAAAGAAAAUAGCAAAAAAGCUAAAAAUUAAUUUGAAAUAAAUAUGUCUGAUUUUCCAUCAAUAGUGAAAUAGGAAAGUGGACCCUAGGGUAAUAUUAUUAAAUAGUUAAAUAAUUAAAAGAAAUUAGAGUAUAAUCCAAACAAAAAUGAAUGGAACUAAACUGUUUUUUAAAACGAGGGUAUUUCCUAUUUUGGAUAAUAAUUAUUAGAAGAUUUAAGUAGUAAAUUUCCUCAUGUUAGCAGAGACGUAUUAAUUGAUAUUUUUAAAGAUUUAAAUGAAAAUAGUGAGGCUACUGAACAAUUUUUAAUAAAUUAAUUCGGAAAAUCAAAUAUUAAGAGAGAGAUUAUCAUAAAAAAAAAGCCAAUUCAAAAGUAAAAUGAAGAGGAAGAUGAAGAAAUCGAUCAAGAUGAAAUUUUAGAUUAAAAAAUAUAAAACUUUUAAAAAAAAUACGGAUAAAAAUCUUUUAAGGAAGUAAGAGAGGAAAUUUAGAAUAUUUAUAAAUACAAUAAAGCUUAUCAAUUUGCUGAAAGAAAUUGUGAUACAAAGGCUAAAUUUAGUCUUAAUAAAUACUUCUAAGAUAGUAGAGCAUCUCUCUUUGAUUUAUAAUAAUAUUCUAAAGCUCUUUGCUUAAGAGAAGUUAGAAGUUAAAAUCCAAUUCAAAAGAUAGAUCUCCAUGGCUUUUAUGCAGAAGAAGCUUUGGAUGUCUUAAAGGAUUAAAUUCUUUAUAUGAUUGAUUUGGCUCGUUCAAAUCAAUAAAGUAGACUUAAAAUCUCUAAUAAUUACAUUCAGUUAGAGAUUGUUACUGGAAGAGGAAGCCAUAGUGUAGGAAAUGUCUCUGUCCUCAAGCCUAGAGUUAUUUAGUUCUUGAAAUUAGCAAAAUACAAUUACAGAGCAGAAGAAGGAAAAAUAAUGGCUAGAAUACCAUAUUGA
This is a messenger RNA of Tetrahymena thermophila SB210, 2022 nucleotides long. Its product is annotated as Smr domain protein. Gene Ontology annotation, molecular function: ubiquitin binding. The record is from RefSeq and is a predicted model, not a curated record. NCBI's taxonomy places the organism in Eukaryota, Ciliophora, Oligohymenophorea, Hymenostomatida, Tetrahymenidae. The transcript is spliced from 3 exons.